GCUGGAUCGCUGCCCGAAUGCGUCCAACGUCAUUUCGCGUCUCCGUCCGCCAUGGCGGUUUCCACUGCGUUGGUCUCCCUCCUCCUCCUCCUGCUUGUAGCCGCUUUCUCUUCGCCGCUGGCGAUCACGGCGGGCAGGGUCGUGGUCAGAGACGGCACCUCGUGCACAAUGUGCGCCUCCUGCGACGACCCCUGCCAACCCAUCGCCUCCCCGCCGCCGCCCUCGCCGCCGCCGUCGCCGCCGCCUCCUUCGCCGACCACAUACGAGUGCCCUCCGCCGCCGUCAGACACCCCGGGGACCUUCUACUACUACUCCCCUCCCCCGCCUUCCGCCGGCGGCAGCGGCAAUGGCGGCGGCUACUACUACUCCCCGCCGACCGACGUCUACUACAACGCGCCGCCGCCGCCCAACCCGUUCUUACCGUACUUCCCGUUUUACUAUAACAGUCCUCCCUCUCCCUCCGCCUACUCUUCGGCCGCCGCCGCCUCCGCUCGGGAGCUCUACUUUUCUUCCAUUCUCCCGGCCUCAUCACUUUCACUGCUACUCCUCUUCUCCUUCUUCUUCUUCUUGUAGGAGAAACCUGAUGCAGAGAAGCAGCAGCAGAAGAAGAAGCAGGGCCUUAUAAUUAAAUCUCAAUUUCAGUUACAUUUAGUCAAUUGUUAUUGGAAUAAUUAUGGAUACAAUGUAAGAAUUAAACGUAUAUGCGUGCUCUGCAGCUAGCAUUGACAAA
Messenger RNA from Zingiber officinale, 730 nucleotides. Its product is annotated as mulatexin-like. The transcript has a single exon. The record is from RefSeq and is a predicted model, not a curated record. Lineage: Eukaryota; Viridiplantae; Streptophyta; Magnoliopsida; Zingiberales; Zingiberaceae. Bases 52 to 573 code for a protein of 173 amino acids.